Messenger RNA from Cottoperca gobio, 4969 nucleotides. RefSeq names its product ABR activator of RhoGEF and GTPase (gene abr). Lineage: Eukaryota; Metazoa; Chordata; Actinopteri; Perciformes; Bovichtidae. Gene Ontology annotation, molecular function: GTPase activator activity; protein serine/threonine kinase activity; guanyl-nucleotide exchange factor activity. Gene Ontology annotation, biological process: positive regulation of GTPase activity; intracellular signal transduction; protein phosphorylation. Bases 246 to 3584 code for a protein of 1112 amino acids. The record is from RefSeq and is a predicted model, not a curated record. Gene Ontology annotation, cellular component: membrane. The transcript has 23 exons.
GCCUAGUGGCAAACUUGUCAUCCGCAUCUCUCUGUGCACGCACGUCUGCCGUUUGUAUGUGUGGGAGUCUGAAGAUGGUGAGAAAACGUUCACGUUGAUAUCGAAAGACAGUUUUUUCUUAGAAGGAGAGGAAGGAGGAUAUAUGCCACAUAUACACCGCUAACUGCGAAUACACUGAACAUUUAGCUCCAACAUUUCUCUCUGGCUGUUUCGACACUGCGUUUGGACCCGUUUUGAACAUCGAUAUGUGGGAACAGGAGGAAUUUGCAAAACACUGGAGGAAUGAAUUUCCCGACGGAAAAGUACCCAAAAUGGAUUUGAAGUCUGUAGAAGACAUCGAGUCGGAGCUGGAGACGAGUAAAGGCAACUUGAAGAGGCUCCAGAAGGCUCUGGCGGAGGAGAAAUUCAAGGUGAUCUACCUGCAGACCACCAUGGCUCGGCAGAAGAGAAACGAGCCGGAAAGGUUUGACGGCAAAGAUGGAAACUUAAACGCCGAAACAUUUGCCUUUUCUAAGACUGGGAAUAUUAGGAAACCGCAGCUGCGGGAUGAUGAGGGCGACGGGCAGAGGACCAAGGUGUCCGACUCAGGAGGCGUGAAGCACCACGCAGCAGGUAACAUAGCGGGGGUCAUGAGCUCCUUCGGGCGGGACCGGAGCAGGUUCAGCGGCAAGACAGGUAAGCCCGUUCCUAUCCCUGUCCCGCCACGCAAGCCCAACUUUCAGAGACGGGACACGGCCCCACCUGGCGUCGCUCAACCGAAUGAUAACGAGGUGGUCAGCGACCGAGAAUACGAGGAUACGGAGCUGAAUGAAAAUUUCGUCAGGAGUAAUUUGUUGGCACCAAAGAUAGUCGUCAUGGACAACCAGAGGACGUCCAGCGCAUUCCGGGACACCCGGAGGCCUUUCCGCCAUAGCAGGGACUUUGACUCCGGCGACGACGGCAGGCUGUCCCCGUCCUUCACGCACAUUCAAUGCAGAACGUCCCGCGGCUCCGGAUGCAGCACCCCUGACAGGAGGAGUGACGGGUACCUGAGCUCCGAUCACGACGACAACUCUUCUGCAGACUUUAACUACAACACAGAUGGCUACGAGGGAGACGGAGCGGAGGACGGCAAGUCUCAGGAUGGCUCGGAGACGCUGCCCUUUAUAGAUGAAUCUCCCACCAUGUCGCCCCAGCUGUGCGCGCCCCUAGGGCCUGACGGAGAAGCGGUCUCCCCCACACCACCAGAGGGCCUGCUGGCAGGGGGAGACAUAGAGAAAGGACUGGAGAUGAAGAAACUGGUGCUGUCUGGUUUCCUGGCCAGCGAGGAGAUUUACAUUAACCAGCUGGAGGCCCUGCUACUGCCCAUGCGUCCUCUGAAAGCCACAGCCACAACCUCGCAGCCUGUCCUGACCAUCCAGCAGGUAGAGACCAUCUUCUACAAAAUCCAGGACAUCUUUGAGAUCCACAAGGAGUUCUACGACGCCCUCCUCCCCAACAUCCAGCAGUGGGACGAGAAGGUCACCGUGGGACAUUUGUUCCAGAAGCUGGCCAGCCAGUUGGGAGUGUACAAGGCCUUUGUGGACAACUACAAGGUGGCGCUAGAGACUGCAGAGAAAUGCAGCCAGGCCAACGGCCAGUUCCAGAAGAUAUCUGAGAACCUCAAAGUAAAAGGUCCUAAAGACUCCAAAGAUUGUACCACAUCUGUAUCAAUGGAGGCUCUCCUUUACAAGCCGAUUGACCGUGUCACCAGGAGCACCCUGGUCCUUCAUGACUUGCUGAAACACACUCCUAAGGACCACCCGGACUUCCCCCUGCUGCAGGACGCUCUGCGGAUAUCUCAGAACUUCCUCUCCUCCAUCAACGAGGAGAUCGACCCUCGCAGGACCGCUGUCACCACUCCCAAGGGAGAGGCUCGUCAGCUGGUGAAGGAUGGCUUCCUGGUGGAAGUGUCGGAAAGCUCCAGGAAGCUUCGGCACGUCUUCCUCUUCACCGAUCUGCUGCUCUGUGCCAAGAUGAAGAAGACGUCUGUGGGUCGCCAUCAGCAGUAUGAGUGCAAGUGGUACAUCCCUCUGGCGGACUUAACGUUCCAGACCCUGGACGACACCGACUCCUCGCCCAGUAUCCAAGUCCUGCCUGAGUACGAGAUUGAGGAGAUGAAGAUCAAGAUCUCAGUCUUAAAGAGUGAGAUACAGAAAGAGAAGAAAGCACCGAAGGGUCAGAGUCGCGUCGAGCGUCUGAGGAAGAAGAUGAAUGAGCAGGAGUCGUGGCUGCUCCUGCACUCUCCCACCAUCCCCUUCCGCAUCCACAACAAACAUGGAAAGAGCUACCAUUUCCUCCUCUCCUCCGAUUACGAGAGGUCAGAGUGGAGGGAAAGCAUCCAGAAACUCCAGAAGAAAGACCUCCAGACGUGUUUAUUAAGUUCUGUCGAGCUCCAGGUCCUGACCAGCUCCUGUUUCAAACUCCGAACUGUCCACAACAUUCCUGUCACGAGUAACAAAGACGAUGAGGAGACUCCAGGUCUGUACGGCUUUCUGCACGUGAUCGUCCACUCUGCCAAAGGAUUCAAGGAGUCAGCCAAUCUAUACUGCACCCUUGAAGUGGACUCGUAUGGAUACUUUGUCAGCAAGGCCAAGACCCGUGUCUUCAGAGACACCACAGAGCCACAUUGGAACGAAGAGUUUGAGAUCGAGUUGGAGGGCUCCCUGUACCUGCGGAUCCUGUGCUAUGAGAACUGUUACGACAAAAGCAUGCUCAACAAGGACGACAACGAAAUUGUUGACAAGAUCAUGGGAAAAGGGCAAGUCCAGCUGGAUCCUCAGACUGUGCAGUCCAAGAACUGGCACAUGGACGUCAUAGAGAUGAACGGGAUCAAAGUGGAAUUCUCCAUGAAGUUUACAAGUCGAGACCUCAGCUUGAAGAGAACGCCGUCCAAAAAACAGAGCGGGGUGUUUGGAGUCAAAAUCAACGUGGUGACAAAGCGCGAGCGCUCCAAGGUGCCUUACAUUGUCCGUCAGUGCAUUGAGGAAGUGGAGAAGAGGGGGAUCGACGAAGUGGGAAUCUACAGGAUCUCUGGGGUGGCCACUGAUAUCCAGGCCCUUAAAAUAACAUUUGAUACCAAUACCAAAGAUAUCCUGGUGAUGCUGAGCGACAUGGACAUCAACGCCAUCGCAGGAACACUGAAGCUGUACUUCAGGGAGCUGCCGGAGCCUCUGCUCACCGACCGCCUCUACCCCGCCUUCAUGGAGGGCAUAGCGCUCUCCGACCCGGCUGCCAAGGAGAACUGCAUGAUGCACCUCCUGCGCUCCCUGCCUGACCCCAACCUCAUGACCUUCCUCCCUCUGCUGGAGCACCUCAAACGGGUGGCUGAGAAGGAGCCCAUCAACAAGAUGUCCCUCCACAACCUGGCCACCGUGUUUGGCCCCACUCUGCUCAGGCCCUCAGAGUCAGAGAUCGCUAAGGGACAGCACAUCACCUCUGCCUCUGACAUCUGGUCACAUGACGUGAUGGCACAGGUCCAAGUGCUGCUCUAUUACCUGCAGCAUCCUCCCAUCUCCUUUGCCGAAUUAAAGCGCAACACGCUCUACUUUUCCACUGACGUUUAAUCCCCACCCACCUCCCUCAGCGCGCCUUAUGGAGAGGAGAGAGUGAGAGACUCCACACAAGUCCUGGUCCUCGCCGCUCGUCGUCAUGCCUCACCUCUCCUCCCAGCAGGCAGCUCAUCUUAACUGUACAGCCCCUCCCCCCCUCCCCCCCCCCCUACACACACACACACACACACACACACACCCCUCCUGUGUGCACCCCCCAAACCAAACACUUCACCCCCCAGUCCUGAAAAGAGAUGGAGCCGAGCACGUAGGGAGGCGGUGACGGAGAUUUCCUGGUCGUCUAGUAGUCACAUGUCAUGUCCUGUUUGUUAUGUGAGGAGAGCAGAGCCGCCCCGCGCCUUUCACCGACGAGACGACAAGGCAUUCUGGGAGCACAGCGGGAAAGAUGGAGGAGGGGGGUUCGGAGGGCACAGCCUGGCGCCGUGGCACAGGAUCACCUCUGUGUGCGUCGUGGUGUCACCUAGUGAGCACUUUCCCAGGCGCUGGUUUGAUGAUCUCAGUCGCCUCCAGCUUCUUUUUCCUGAUCAGAGGCAUGCCAGAAAAAUUACAUUUACAUGUUUAAUAAUUAUGUUUUGAUUCCUUUUUCUGUCUUUCUGGCUUUGUGCAUGUGGUGGAGGAGGAGGCUGGCGUGUGUGAGUGGCAAUGUGGAUGCACUUGAGUGAGUAAGUGUGUGUUUAAAGGGACUAUGAGAACUUGUGAGGUUUAGAAGUGGCUGGGAAGCCGUCCUAAUGAAUGGCUGGUGAUGUGUCUCUCUGUACUGACAAGACAAGAGAGAACUGCCCUCCCCAGUGAGUCUUGGCCAAAUUAGCCCUAUUUAUUUUAAAUAUAUAUAAUAUGUGUGCCUGUACAGUUCUGUGCGACUAGAGAAAAGCUCUAAGGAGUCUGUUUUUGAAGUUUAUUCAGGUAGUGAUGUUAUUUUUAGUCUGAUUUUCUCAUUCACCAUGUCCAUGGUUGGUAAGCUGUACUGAAGAGAUCGACAGAAAGUCUGCCAAUUAAUUUCAGAUCACUUUGUAGAGGAGAAAGGGCACUCUGUGACAUGAGGGUCGUUGUGGGAAAAAACACAACGAAUGGAACAUUUAGCUUUUUUUUCUUGUUGUUUCAUUGCAAGCCUGUUCCAAGUGUCUUACUGCACCGGUAUAAUCUAUAGAGUUGAUUUGUGUGGUUGCUCUCAUUGCAUGUUCAGCUUGUCAAUCAAACCAGGCCAGGUAACACAAAGGUAGGUUGUCUCUGCAAGGCCCUCGCCCUCUGCUCUGUACAAAGCCGACCUUUCUGCUAUCAAGCCUGCGACAUAUCUUAAAAUACUGUAAGCACUGCUAGAGGAGUACUAUUUGAUAUUUUUAAUAUAAGAUUAAAAUGAAAAUAAAAAAAGUUGUAUUUUA